AUGCUCUAUGCUGAGCUGGAGCCAUCUUUAACCGUCACAGAGCAAAACCUGGCAGACCGAGUUCGGUAUAUCUUGCGCUCAAAUAUAUUUGAUGUCGCCGAACUCGAACGGCUACGACGUGAGGCUGUUCCCUCAUCGGAUGAAAAUGCUACGGCUGAGGAUGCGGCGCCACAUAUUGCAGAGCAACCCGCAAACGUGGAUGCUGCCGUGAAUACCCCAGUUGUGGUUGAUUCAAACGAUGAUGGAACAGUCGCCCAGGAACUGGAAUUUGAGCAUAUGAGGAGUACAUUGGAAGAGGCGAUUGUGGAAACGCGCAGUACGCCUCUCGAAAAUCGACCGCGACUUCCCCGCAUAGCCCUAAGCAAGCGGAAUCGGGCUGUCGUAAGGGCUUUGAAUCCAAUGCUGGUGACCUAUUUGCAAGCCAGCCGGGACCUUUGCGAGACGAAUUCAAUUCUUUUUGGCGCCGCACUGGCAGUACGCCGUAUUAUUGACACCAAAAUUUCCACGGCUGAACGCGCUAGUGGACAAAGUAGCGGUAUCCCAGCCUGGAGAAUAAGAAUUGAAGAACGUAUCGCAAAGGCUAGAGCCCUCAUCGGCAGACUGAUAUGCUUCAGGUCAGGCAAUAACAGGCCAAGGAUUGUGCGCACCGUCAGGAUGGCAUUUGCUGGGACAAAUGUUGGUUUGUCACAGCCGGAUAUAAGGCAAAAACUGACGGAGCGCAUAGAUGACCUGAAACAGAGAAUAGCUGCUUGGGGAAAGCGGAUUCGGCGAUAUACCGAGAGGUCGACACGGUUCAACCAGAAUCGUCUCUUCCAGAGUGAUCAGAAGAGGCUCUAUAAAUCAUCGGAGCAACCAAUGAGUCCAGAGUCAUCUUUGGAAAAAGCUGGUAUUGGUGACGAUAAUUGUUUUGACGGUGACAAUGGUGUAUCAGGCAGAGGCACGGACGUAACUUCGGCGCCAUCAUCUUAA
This is a messenger RNA of Parnassius apollo (apollo), 969 nucleotides long. The record is from the annotation of a GenBank genome assembly. NCBI's taxonomy places the organism in Eukaryota, Metazoa, Arthropoda, Insecta, Lepidoptera, Papilionidae.